Molecule: messenger RNA, 1817 nt
Organism: Acomys russatus (golden spiny mouse)
Lineage: Eukaryota; Metazoa; Chordata; Mammalia; Rodentia; Muridae
Gene: Tia1
Product: TIA1 cytotoxic granule associated RNA binding protein
Exons: 13
Coding region: 264-1424 (386 amino acids)
Biological process (GO): regulation of mRNA stability; cytoplasmic stress granule assembly; nuclear-transcribed mRNA catabolic process, nonsense-mediated decay
Cellular component (GO): cytoplasmic stress granule
Molecular function (GO): mRNA binding
Source: RefSeq, a predicted model, not a curated record
CCGGCUGUGCGCAUGCGCGGCGCGGGUUACUCGGCUAGCGGCUCUAGGCGUUCGGCUCGCCGCCAUCUUGGACCGGGGCUUCAUUGUUCGCGGUGGGCCGGGCAUUUUUGUGUAAUUGCCGCCAAAGAAGAAAGUGAAGUAGCCUCCAGUCAAGCGAAGAGGUCCGCUCUUCCGCAGCCAGCAGCCAUAGCCUCCUCAACAAUUUGCGAGGUAGCGAAGGGCAGGGAGCUGGACCCUGAGGUGCCGGCGCGACCGCAGCAGCCAUGGAGGACGAGAUGCCCAAGACUCUAUACGUCGGCAACCUUUCUCGAGAUGUGACAGAAGCUCUCAUCCUCCAGCUCUUUAGCCAGAUUGGACCUUGUAAAAACUGCAAAAUGAUUAUGGAUACAGCAGGAAAUGACCCAUACUGUUUUGUGGAAUUCCAUGAGCAUCGUCAUGCAGCUGCUGCACUGGCUGCUAUGAAUGGGCGGAAGAUAAUGGGUAAGGAAGUCAAAGUGAAUUGGGCAACAACCCCCAGCAGUCAAAAGAAAGACACAAGUAGUAGUACCGUUGUCAGCACACAGCGUUCACAAGAUCAUUUCCAUGUGUUUGUUGGUGACCUCAGUCCAGAAAUCACAACUGAAGACAUCAAAGCAGCUUUUGCACCAUUUGGAAGAAUUUCAGAUGCCCGAGUGGUAAAGGACAUGGCUACAGGAAAGUCUAAGGGAUAUGGCUUUGUCUCCUUUUUCAACAAAUGGGAUGCAGAAAAUGCCAUUCAGCAGAUGGGUGGCCAGUGGCUUGGUGGAAGACAAAUCAGAACUAACUGGGCAACCCGAAAGCCUCCAGCUCCAAAGAGUACAUAUGAGUCAAACACCAAACAGCUGUCAUAUGAUGAGGUUGUAAGUCAGUCUAGCCCUAGCAACUGCACUGUAUACUGUGGAGGGGUGACAUCAGGACUGACAGAACAGCUAAUGCGUCAGACUUUUUCUCCAUUUGGACAAAUAAUGGAAAUUCGAGUCUUCCCAGAUAAAGGAUAUUCAUUUGUUCGGUUCAAUGCCCAUGAAAGUGCAGCACAUGCAAUUGUUUCUGUUAACGGUACUACCAUUGAAGGGCAUGUGGUGAAGUGCUAUUGGGGCAAAGAGACUCUUGAUAUGAUAAAUCCUGUGCAACAGCAAAAUCAAAUUGGAUAUCCACCAGCUUAUGGCCAGUGGGGCCAGUGGUACGGAAAUGCGCAACAGAUUGGCCAGUAUGUGCCUAAUGGUUGGCAGGUACCUGCCUAUGGACUGUAUGGCCAGCCGUGGAGCCAGCAGGGAUUCAAUCAGACCCAGUCUUCUCCACCAUGGAUGGGACCUAAUUACAGUGUGCCGCCACCUCAAGGGCAGAAUGGCAAUAUGCUGCCUAAUCAGCCUGCUGGAUAUCGAGUGGCCGGGUAUGAAACCCAGUGAAAAGAGACCACAGAAUGGAAGCCGUGGCUUGAAGCCACAGGGAGGGUAGGAAAGCUGUUGUUUACGUAAAGAUUUAUCAGAUCAGUCAGUACAAAUGCCAGAUACAAUGUAUUUAUUUAAAAGAUUCAUUUUUUAAUCAUGAAAUUACUUUUCAUCCACAGUUUUAAAAAGAAAUAAGAUAGUGGAUGUCUGCCAAUUUUUGCCUUUAUUAUCCUUUUUGAUAAGGUUUCUCAGAUCCUUGUUUCAAAGACAAAUGCAGGGGUUGCUGCCACUUUAAAAAAAAUAAGAGGCAGAAAAAUUGCACAAUGUUGAACUUUUUUCCACUAAAGUAGCGUGCAGUUUUAGUUUGCAUUCCUGAUUUUUAAAACAUGUAAUAUAGAUGUAAAAAGAAAA